AUGGAGGAGCCGCUCCUGAGCGCACCGUCGAGCACGGAAAAGCUUCUUCACGGAGGAGGAGGCAAGGACGAGGAGGAGGAGAGCUUGGCGUUGGCGGUGCGCGAGACGAAGCAGCAGCUGUACCUCGCCGGGCCGCUCGUCGUCGGGUUCCUCCUGCAGAACCUGGUUCAGAUGGUCUCCGUGAUAUUCGUCGGCCACCUUGGCGAGCUCGCGCUGGCCAGCGCGUCCCUGGCCACCUCCUUCGCCGGCGUCACGGGCUUCAGCUUGCUGGCUGGCAUGGCGUGCAGCCUUGACACGCUGUGCGGCCAAGCGUUCGGAGCGAAGCAGUACUACCAGCUGAGCGUGUACAAGCAGCGGGCCAUGCUGGUGCUCGCUCUGGUGAGCAUACCGGUGUCGGUGGUGUGGGCCUACACCGGCGAGAUCCUUGUCUGGUGCGGUCAGGACCCGGAGAUCGCGGCGGCGGCGGGGAUCUACAUCCGGUGGAUGAUCCCGGCGCUGUUCCUGUACGGGGCGCUGCAGUGCCACGUCCGGUUCCUGCAGACGCAGAACCUGGUGGUGCCCGUGAUGCUGGGCUCCGGCGCCACCGCCGUGUUCCACCCGGCCGUGUGCUGGCUGCUGGUGCGCGCGCUCGGGCUGGGCAGCAACGGCGCCGCGCUGGCCAACGCCAUCUCGUACCUCGCCAACCUCUCCUACCUGGCGCUCUACGUCCGGCUCUCGCCGUCCUGCAAGUACAGCUGGACGGGGUUCUCCGCCGAGGCGUUCCGUGGCGUCCCCGACUUCCUGAAGCUCGCCGUGCCGUCGGCCGUCAUGGUCUGCAUGAAGUGGUGGUCCUUCGAGUUCCUGGUGAUGUUCUCCGGCCUCCUCCCCAACCCCAUGCUCGAGACGGCCGUGCUGUCCAUUUGCUUGAACACCAGCAGCUUCGCAUUCAUGGUUCCCCUGGGACUUGGUGGUGCCGUAAGCACGCGUGUGUCGAACGAGCUCGGCGCGGGGCAUCCGCGGGCGGCCCGGCUGGCAACCCGGGUGGUGGUGCUCCUGGCGUUGGCGGUGGGCGUGUCGGAAGGGGUUGUCAUGGUGCUGGUGCGCCACCUGUGGGGGUACGCCUACAGCAACGAGGAGGAGGUGGUUCGCUACACCGCCAGGAUGAUGCCCCUCAUCGCCGUCUCCAUCGUCUUCGACGGCCUGCAGAGCGUGCUUUCAGGCGUUGUUCGGGGCUGUGGCCGCCAAAAGGCUGGCGCAUACAUCAACCUCGCAGCGUACUACCUCGCCGGCAUCCCUUCAGCGUUCGUGUUUGCCUUUGUUUGCCGUCUAGGAGGAAUGGGCCUCUGGUUGGGCAUCAUGUGCGGCCUGGUGGUGCAGAUGCUCCUGCUGCUCUCCAUCACCCUAUGCACCAACUGGAACAAAGAAGCGCUGAAGGCCAAGGAUCGAGUGUUCAGCUCUGUUCUUCCCCCGUUAGAUUAG
Miscanthus lutarioriparius is the source of this 1458-nucleotide messenger RNA. The record is from the annotation of a GenBank genome assembly. NCBI's taxonomy places the organism in Eukaryota, Viridiplantae, Streptophyta, Magnoliopsida, Poales, Poaceae.